AAUAUCUCCCUUCUGGUUUAUAAAAGGACCCACACAGGACAGAUGCCCUAUAAGUACUCCCAAUGUAGUAAAUGCUUUACCAAGCAAAGUAAUUCACACAGGAGAGGAACCAUAGGAGUCUCCAGUUUUUCCAACCUGGUGAGACACCAGAGGAAUCACACAAGAGAAAAAUCCUUUGAAUGUCCUGAGUGUGGGAAACGUUUUGUUGCAAAUUCCUUCCUGAGGACUCACACAGGAGACAAACUAUACGAAUGUCCAGUUUGUGGGAAAAGUGUCACUUCCCAUUCUAACCUUGAAUGUGGGAAAAGUUUCAGUCGUAAUUCCGAUCUGGUGAUGCACCAGAGGACUCACACAGGAGAGAAACCCUAUAAAUGUUCUGAAUGUGGGAAAAGUUUUAGUCAUAACCAAAGGACUCACACAGGAGAAAAACCCUUUGAAUGUCCUGAAUGUGGGAAAAGUUUCAGUCGUAAUUCUGAUCUGGUGAUGCACCAGAGGACUCACACAGGAGAGAAGCCCUAUGAGUGUCCUGAAUGUAGGAAAAGGUUCACUAAGAAUUCCCACCUCGUGAUGCACCAGAGGACUCACACGGGAGAGAAACCCUUUGAAUGUCCUGAAUGUGGGAAAAGGUUCACUAAGAAUUCCCUCCUGGUGAUACACCAGAGGACUCACACAGGAGAGAAACCAUUUAAGUGUCCACUUUGUGGGAAAGGUUUUGUUGCAAAUUCCCUCCUGGUGAGACAUCAGAGGACUCACACAGGAGAGAAACCCUUUGAAUGUCCUGGUUGUGGGAAAAGUUUCAGUCAAAAUUCCCACCUGGUGAUACACCAGAGGACUCACACAGGAGAGAAACCGCAUGAGUGUCGAGAGUGUGGGAAAAGUUUCUGUUACACUUCUCUGCUUGUAAAACACCAGAGGACGCAUACAGGAGAGAAACCGUAA
This is a messenger RNA of Protobothrops mucrosquamatus (brown spotted pit viper), 939 nucleotides long. Its product is annotated as zinc finger protein 572-like. The record is from RefSeq and is a predicted model, not a curated record. The annotation marks the transcript as partial. The transcript has 5 exons. Gene Ontology annotation, molecular function: RNA polymerase II cis-regulatory region sequence-specific DNA binding; DNA-binding transcription factor activity, RNA polymerase II-specific. NCBI's taxonomy places the organism in Eukaryota, Metazoa, Chordata, Lepidosauria, Squamata, Viperidae. Gene Ontology annotation, biological process: regulation of transcription by RNA polymerase II.